GAAUCAACAAGGUUUUUUAGAAAAUGCACUUCUUACACUGACUCGUGUCCUCAUAAAAAAUGAACUCAAGGCAUAGCACGCCAUUCGUAUGUGACAUCCCCGUUCUACUUUCAAGCUCAAGAAUAUCAGCAACAAGAAUGUCCUCCUUCCUGCGCCUUCUCCCCUGCUUUUGUAGCAGUCUUCUGGCAAAGGCCGCAGACCAGGAUGGUUCUGGCGUAAGCAAUCCUCUUCUCGUGGAUCCUUUACAGCGUGUCAGCGACAAGACUCCCUACUACAGCACCACAGAGCAGGAAAACAGACCGCUGCAUUCGGGCUACACCGUAGACGCUCAGGGGAACGCUGUUUAUACAGAUGCAGAUGGAAACCCGAUUAAUUCCAACAAAUUGAGCGUGAACCAGAUGACGGCGAGCCCGGACUUGACAAGGGAUACGUUGCGACUCCCUUACGGUCCGUUGUCAGGGACAGAGAGUGAAGGAAUCUUUGUCGAACCAGCCAGAGUUAUGGUCACCAGCUCUUAAUAUUCAACUUUUUCGGGAGCAUCUUGUUACAAGUACAACCCACCUACAACAACCUCCCACCUACUUACAUCAACUUUUCCCAUUCAAAAAUACUCAAGGGACAUCAAGAAGCAGAAGGUGGACACCGACACCGCCAAGUAGAUGAUGAGGGGACCACCGACUACUCUAACAGAGCUGACUCUAACAGCGCUUGACUCUAACAGAGCUGAUGCCUUACGCUUGA
Molecule: messenger RNA, 741 nt
Organism: Amoebophrya sp. A25
Lineage: Eukaryota; Dinophyceae; Syndiniales; Amoebophryaceae
Source: the annotation of a GenBank genome assembly